Dipodomys ordii (Ord's kangaroo rat) is the source of this 832-nucleotide messenger RNA. RefSeq names its product transmembrane protein 218 (gene Tmem218). NCBI's taxonomy places the organism in Eukaryota, Metazoa, Chordata, Mammalia, Rodentia, Heteromyidae. The record is from RefSeq and is a predicted model, not a curated record. The transcript has 6 exons. Bases 375 to 719 code for a protein of 114 amino acids.
AAACUAAUAAGGAGGAAGUUGGACAUUGAAAGAGAUAUGCUGAUUGGAGAAUCUGAAAUAGCUUGAAUAAAAGCCCACUUGUGAUUCGUCGUAAGUACACGGAAGCCCGUGUGGGUUGGAGCAGGCCAGACUCAGGGCUUUUGAGUUCGAGUGAAGAUCAGGAAAUGGCUGAGGUUUUACCCACUACCAGCACCACUUAAGCCACGGUAUCCCCUUCUCCGAGUCUACAUUUGUUCUGGGCAGGCCGGAAGUUUCCUCCCUUUUGUGACUAAGAACUGGACAGCAGAGUGGAGAUUUCUGCCUGAACACCAGGAGCAGGUGCAGUCAGGCCCAGCCACGGCGUGGGCUGGUGCCACCCCUCCCUCCCAUCCCCGAUGGCUGGCACAGUGCUGGGAGUGGGUGCCGGCGUGUUCAUCCUAGCCUUGCUCUGGGUGCUGGUGCUGCUGCUGUGUGCGCUGUUAUCCAGAGCCUCCGGGAUAGCUAGGUUCUCCAUCAUUUUUGUCUUCCUUGGUGCUCUGGUCAUCACAUCAGUUCUAUUGCUUUUCCCCCGAGCCACUGAACUCCCAGCCCCAGAAGUUGAAAUGAAGAUUGUGGAUACCUUUUUCAUCGGCCGCUAUGUGCUGCUUACUCUGCUCAGUGUCAUCUUUCUUGGAGGCCUCUCCUUGGUUCUAACCCACCAUGUGCUGGAGCCAAUCUAUGCCAAACCACUGCGGUCCUGAUGAUCAUUUCUGAGGAAACCAAGACUCUUCUCCUGUCCUUCUUUUUGAUGUCAUCCUGAGGAAAAAGGGGCAGUUUUCACAUCUUCUGACCAGAGGAAUAUCCACUUACCACU